Parasteatoda tepidariorum (common house spider) is the source of this 3013-nucleotide messenger RNA. The record is from RefSeq and is a predicted model, not a curated record. NCBI's taxonomy places the organism in Eukaryota, Metazoa, Arthropoda, Arachnida, Araneae, Theridiidae.
AUGCAACAAAACAUUAAAAAUAAUAUUCUUAUAUGCCACUGGAACGCCGGUGGACUAAAACCUAAAGUAAAUGACUUAAAAAUCUUCUGCCAACAAUAUAGUCCUGACAUCCUUCUCUUACAGGAAACUAAACUUAAACCUAAUGAUCCCAUUAAUAUAAGUAAUUAUGCCUUUUACCAUACCCCUCAGUUGGUGAGUAAAAAGGGUAUUAAAAGGAGAGCAUCCCCCCAUGUAAACCCUCAAAAUGAGCUAGAUUUUCUUGAAGAGUUCACAAGAAAUAUUAUUGAUGGAUAUUCUCUUCUUAAACGAGAAAUCAAUAUGAUAAAAAUGAAAACUGGAACUGCAGAUCCCUCUAAACAAAAAAUAACAUGGACAAAGGGUCCCAAAUCCAAAAUAUUCUUGGAACAAAAACAAAUAAAUUGUUCAGAAACUAAUAUCCCAUUAAAAAAUUCUUUCGAUAUAUUUAGGACAGAAGAUUGUGACUCUGACGCCACCCAGAUAGCCGAAUGGGUGACGACCAAUCAGAACACACCUUCUAAACGAAAAAGAUUCCCGAAUCUUUAUGAAACUCCCAGGAAAAAACAGCCCCUUUUCGGGGAUAAUGAUAACGAUAAUGAAGUUCUGAUUAUUGAUUUAGACAAUGAGCAAGAAAAUCGGCAAGAAAAUGAAUCUAAUUCAUUUCAAAAACCAAAAAGAACUUCAAAAAUACCCCCCAUAGCCAUUAAAGACGACAAAUUUAACUGGAAAAAUUUAUGGGAGGAGCUAAAGCAACUCGGAGUAGAAAACAUUCCGAUUUGUCGACAGACCUACGAUAGUUUCAAUAUCAAACCUAAUGAUGAAGAUCAAUUUAGGAAAAUCACUAAGUAUCUUAGAGAUAAUAAUAUUGCUUUCAAUUCAUCCGAGAAGAAAAUAAAAGUUGUAAUUAGAGGUAUCAGAGAUUUCAAUGAAAAAGACAUUGAAGAUACUUUAAAAGAUCUCGACUAUGAUGUAGAAACUCUCCCUGAGAAAGCGUUUUGCAAGGUCUGCAAAGUGCAGCUGAGAGCUCAUCGAAGUGACCUCACUAAACAUGCAGCUACUGUAAAACUUGUAAGGAAUGCUCGUACUAUAGCUGUACCAACUCAGCGAAAGUUACCUGCAAUAUUUUCUCAAAAGACUGCUACCACUUCUUUUGAAAUUAAGUUAGCUGCAUUUGUUGCUUGCCAUACAAGCAUCCGUAGUGUGGAUCACUUAACAGAACUUUUAAAAAGUGAAUUUCCGCCACAAAGUUCUAGCUCUUCGUCUUCUAGCAUUUGCUUAAAAGACAUUAAACUGCACAGAACAAAAUGUUCUGCCAUUAUAAAGAAAGACAUUGCUCCUGCACUUUUCGAAGAACAAAUUGAAGGUAUCAAGGAUGAAAUGUUUUCAUUAAUAAUUGAUGAGUCAACAGAUGUUUCAUGCGUAAAACAUUUAUGCUUAUGCAUUAGAUAUUAUCAUCCAAAAGACAACAGAAUUGUAUCACAAUACCUUGGGUUAAUACACGUUACAGUGACUACUGCUGAAGUCCUCUAUAAUACAGUGAAAAGCUUCUCGGGCCAGAAUAAAAUUGAAAUCAAACAGUGCUUCGCUAUUGCAACCGAUGGAGCAUCUAAUUUGUGUGGGGUAAACAACUCUCUGUUCACCCUAAUGAAACAAGAUAAUCCUGAUUUAAUUCUGGUUAAAUGUAUAUGUCAUUCACUGCAUCUGGUGUGCUCGCAUGCUUCUGAAGAAUUACCGAGUAACAUUGACUACUUAUUGCGAGAGACAUAUAACUGGUUUCACCGAUCUGCAUUGCGGUGCGACUCCUAUAUGGAAUUGUUUAAACUCAUCAACGAUGGAGAUGAGCCUUUAAAAAUUCUCCCGCUUUCUCCAACACGCUGGCUGGCAAGAAGUAGCAGCAUAAAAAGAAUCAUGCAUCAAUGGGAUGCUUUAGAACUGCAUUUCAAGAUGGUAUCCUCUAACUGUGAUAAAUACUAUGCUAGAGAACUCUCUGCAAUGUAUUCAGAUCCGGUCAAUAAAUUGUAUCUAACAUUCCUCUUACCAGUUCUAACAGAAUUUGAAAGAGUAAACUUACUUUUUCAGAAAGAUAUGGCAGAUAUCUGCAGCAUUUUGCAGGAUUUACGCAGCUUUGUUUUAUCUAUCUUUCGAAGAAUUGCGUGCCCUUCUGCCAAAACUGCUGAGAAUAUCCCCCAAACUAUCACGGAAGAGGACUUGGUUUCGUAUGAGGAUGCUGAUUUUGGUUAUGAAUUUUCAAACUUGCUAGUAGAAAAUUUGGCUUCUGGAAAGAUUUCUCCAGAACAAGCACGUUGCGUGAAACAGCGUUGUUAUCAGUUUCUGAAAAGAGCGUCUAAGGAGCUGAUAAAUCGUAUUCCUGGAAAUAUGGAAAUUUUAAGCAAAAUAGAAAACUUUUCUCCGAAUAUUUGCUUAUCGCAUACACGUCCACCAUUUUCCGAUUUGCCAAUAGAAUUACUACCCCAAAAAUCCCAAAUUGGAGAGAUAGAAAAUCAGUGGCGCCCUCUCUUAACAACAAAGUGGGAAAUUUUUUUUCCUGGUGGUAUUCCUACAAAUGGGAUUGAUUUCUGGUGCAAGGUCACAACAAUUAAAAAUGCAGGUGGUGAUCUUGCUUUUAAGGAAUUAUCUCAGUUCGCAUUAAAUAUGUAUAGUUUACCUAUCAGCAGUGCCACAGUUGAGAGAGUGUUUUUAAGGGUAACGUCAACAAAAACCAAACUUCGAAACAGAAUGGGACUCGAACUUUUAUCAUCAAUUCUUCGAGUUAAAAUGAUGUUUGAAGAUAGAAAUAUAUGCUGCUAUGAUUUUAUACCAUCAGCUAAAAUGCUUAAAUUUAAUUCAUCAAUAUAUCAUGGGGAAUCAUCUACAGAGGAAAAUGAAGAGGCGGAUCACUUAUUUUCGGUUAUACAAUUCUAAUACCUUGUACUACAAUAAUUUUUUCAUUUAGCAUUUUUAGUGGGGUAACUUAGUCAAAAGAAUAUUUCAAAAA